Molecule: messenger RNA, 2927 nt
Organism: Vigna radiata var. radiata (mung bean)
Lineage: Eukaryota; Viridiplantae; Streptophyta; Magnoliopsida; Fabales; Fabaceae
Product: UPF0481 protein At3g47200
Exons: 2
Coding region: 252-1619 (455 amino acids)
Source: RefSeq, a predicted model, not a curated record
ACGGUGGUCCAACUUUAGUCAUUCGGCAGUGUCAAAGCAAGCUUAAACAGAACCUAACAGUGUCAUUUAUUUUUUUUUCCCCAUUUUCUUAUUCAAACCAAUCAAUUAGAGUUAUACCAUAUGAAGUUUAGUUUUAGGUGGGAGUGUGGGACUGGUAUCAGCAUACCUUAUCUAUUCUUCACUAGUUUGAGUUUUUUUUUUCCGAGUGCCAUUUUUCUUUCCAUAUUCACUCCUUCCAUUUCUUACCAAUCAUGGACCAAACUCAAAAUGAGUCAGGCUGGAUGCAUUCUAUCAAAGUAACAUUGGGGUCUCUAGAUCACAGAGAGGUUAAGUCCUUCAUCAGCAGCAUUCCUAGUGUUUCAAGCAAGCUUAGAAAAUCCAACGAGGAGGCGUACUCACCAAAGUUUGUCAGCAUUGGACCCUUACAUAGGGGAACAAGUAGCCACCUUCUGGCCAUGGAAGAGCACAAAUGGCGUUACAUGCUAGCUCUUCUUCACAGAACUCAAAAUCCAGUUUCAACCUUGGAUGAGUGCGGCACAGUCAUUCUUGGCUUGGACGAUGCAGUUCGUGCAAGCUACGGAGGUAAUAUCAAAUAUGAUCCCCAUGAGCUAGCCAAAAUAAUGUUACUUGAUGGCUCCUUCUUGUUAGAACUUCUCCUUAGAUGUGCACCACCAAACAUGGUACCUCAAAUUCCAAAAGAAGAAAACCAUAAUGGUUCUUCUUCAGAUCCAAUACUAGGACACAAAGAAGUGUUCAUAUCUAUUCUGACUGAUUUCACUCUUCUAGAGAACCAAAUGCCUUUUUUUGUUCUCAAGACAUUGGCAAGGGUACUUUUUCCAGAGGUCUUCACAAGUGAAGCUGAUCAUCUUGUUGCUGAUCUCACACUGUCUCUCUUCAGCUACCCUUUGAUCCGCUGUCCUAGUGUGGCACACUUUCUGCAUCUCAUGCACUUGUCUUCCAUUGUUGAUGAGGGGCAAAAGGUGAAAAAAGCGCAGCAAGAGCUAAAGCGUUGCGCCACAAGGCUUAGAGCUGCUGGUGUAUCAAUUAGGAAAGUAGAGAGGCACAGCAAACUGGUUCACUGGUUUGGCUUUGACAUAAGAUUUGCAAAAGGGGUGCUUGAAAUCCCUCCACUUCACGUUGUUGAAACAACAGAGGUAUAUUUGAGGAAUUUCAUUGCAUGGGAACAAAGCAGAAUUGGCAUCAACAGGCAAUUCACUUCUUAUGCAUUGUUUCUUAAAGGGUUGAUGUGUUCCUUGCAAGAUAUUGAGCUGCUUGUGGACAGUGGUGUUUUGGUCAAAGAUACUAAGAUCAGCAACAGAGACUUGCUCAUUUUGUUCGGCACAAUCACGAAGGGGGUGGACCAGAUGGACUCUAGUUACAGUAAACUUUGUGAGGACUUGAAUGCUUACUCAGCAGUGAAUCAUUUGAGAAAGUUCCCUAUACUGAUAUGGCAUUGUUGCAACCUUUGUGUGGAAUGCAUCAGAUACUCUUGCAAACACAGCUACAAAAUCUUGAUCAGGGAUCAUAUACCAAAUGUGUGGAAACUGAUAGGAAUUUUGGUAGCUGCAGUGCUGCUUGCUCUUACCAUUAUGCAGACCUACUAUUCAUCCCGUGGCUGAGUAAAUUUUUAAAAACAGAGAUUGUCAAUAGAUUAACAUAGAUGUCCUACUCAUCGCCAACAUCCUCAAUGUCCUCAAUGCCAACCACCAAUCCUUGAACAAGAUACAUCCUCACUUGAUGACAUAAUGAACGGGAUACAUGAUUUAUGAGCAUUUGUAUUUGGGUGAGUUGGUCAGCUCGAACUAAACAUGGGUGACAAAUUUGAUAUCAUUGAUACUCGAGUUGGACAUCUUGAGCAAGACAUGGAGUAUCUAUAUCGUCAUUUUGGCCUACCAAGAGGAUCAUCUUAGAUUUUUAUUUUAUUGUAUUAUCUUUCAUUUUUAUUUUUAGGUUCUUGUACUAAAUUUAUUAUUUUAAUUUAUGACUCUGUUUUAUGCUUUUAAUUUAUAGAGUUUCUAUUUUCUUUAUGACUUUGUUUUAUGCUUUAAUUUCUAUUUACCCUAAACCAAUUAUUAAUUGUCAACAAAAAAAUGUCAAUGUCAUAAACAAUGUCUAUAGAAUAAAUUCAUAAAAUAUACUUGGGAAUGUCAUUAAAAACCACAAACAAUAUAUAUGGUCAACAAUCACAUCAAAAUAAUUAAAGAACAACAAUAUAGACAUGGUCAAUAAGUUUGUCAAUGUCAUCAACAACCAUAAGUUACAUAGAUGGUCAAGAAGCAAAAAUGUUCUUUCUUCUAACACUAAAAGUCUCUGAUAAUUUAUUACCACAUGCUUUUUGCUAUUAACAGAAGCCUAUUAGCGAUUACCAGAAAGUUUAUCUCAAUUUAUACUUUUGGUAAUUGAUUACAACCUUGUUGUAAUCGAUUACCAAAGAAUUUUCCCAUUUACACUUUUUGUAAUCGAUUACAACAAUGGUGUAAUUGAUUACAAGUGAACUCGUGUUUCCCUGCACGACUUUGGCAAUGUGUAAUCAAUUAAAAGACCUGAUAAUCGAUUACCGAAGCCUAAAAAUGUUUCGAGAAUGCACGACUUCACCUUUUACUCAUGUAUCAGGGUGAAAUCGUGUAAGAGAAACACAACUUCUUCAUGUAAAAUUGUUUGGACCUCAACUCUUGUCUAAAUGCGUAAUAAUUUCUUUUUUUACUUAAAUAACAAAUCGUUUUUGCCUAUGUACCUAGAACAAUACAAAUUACUCGAACUCACCACCCCUGAAUCGACUUUAGAGGUACUUUUUGGCACUGUUUUUCAAUUAAAAGUAGUGUUUCAACUCUUUAACACCGACAAUUUAUGUUCAUACUUACUAUCCAGAUAAAACUUUAAUUUUGAUUUAAAAAAACAUCGUAUGUAUAUAAAUGUAGAAGAAGGGU